This is a messenger RNA of Theileria equi strain WA, 525 nucleotides long. RefSeq lists its product as hypothetical. The record is from RefSeq and is a predicted model, not a curated record. Bases 1 to 525 code for a protein of 174 amino acids. The transcript is spliced from 2 exons. Lineage: Eukaryota; Apicomplexa; Aconoidasida; Piroplasmida; Theileriidae.
AUGUGCUCAAUACCUGCAAAAACGUACGUUAACAUUUAUGGAAGUUCCAAAAACAAUAUAUGCAAAAUAGUACUACUAAACAAUUGUGGAGAUAAUAUUUGCCAUUAUCUGAAAUAUAAAACUGAUUUUUGCUGCAACAAGGCCUCAAAAAAGUGUGGCAUAUUAGUAGAAGUUUCAGAGUAUUGGGAUAUGCUAAGGAGUAUAAGGUAUGAUGGCACCCCUAGAGUAGAAACUCAUCCAGUAAUAACUGCUCGUGAAAUGAAAGGUGCAAGUGAGGUAUCAAGUCUGAUUUCCUUGUUACAACUAAAUGACAAAAACGAAGGUGCAAAACCCGGCUCAGAAGAGAUGAAGUUUGUCUGGAAUAAUAAGGAUACAACAGCUAUUUUGCCACUUUCUAGUAGACAGAUUAGUUCAAAUACCAACAAAAAUGAUCUGAGUAUAACAGAAGGAUUCAGCUUGCAUAUACCAGUGAUCUCUCAUAUACACAUGCUAAUUCACAAAUAUACAAAGGAUAAGGUAAACUAA